Aspergillus ibericus CBS 121593 is the source of this 3318-nucleotide messenger RNA. RefSeq names its product AMP deaminase. The coding region runs from base 216 to 2888 and encodes 890 amino acids. The transcript has 3 exons. Gene Ontology annotation, molecular function: AMP deaminase activity. The record is from RefSeq and is a predicted model, not a curated record. Gene Ontology annotation, cellular component: cytosol. Lineage: Eukaryota; Fungi; Ascomycota; Eurotiomycetes; Eurotiales; Aspergillaceae. Gene Ontology annotation, biological process: IMP salvage; AMP metabolic process.
UAUCGGAGAAAGCUCAUGGUAUAUAAAGUACAUUCUGGACUGCCGACAGGAGCCACAUCACUGUACUCCGUACUGGUAAAAAAAUUACAUAAACUUACGUAGACGAUCUGCGGUGAGGCCUGCGUUGCCCAUGCUAAAUUUAAUCCAGCAACUUAAACCUGACCAGUGUCACAAUAACUGUACUGAAGUGCAACUAUUGUGCCAAUCCUUCAAGGAUGGCUUCUUCAAAGUCAAGCCAUGCUCUCGGGCUGGAUUCCAAUGCCAGCGCACCUCAUGGUCUAUCAAGAAAAGACCUUGAUCCACAAACACAUGAUGAAAAUGCCGGAAGUCCUUUGUUUGUUCCUGGUGACGACAGGAUAGAUCAUACCGAAACGAACAUCAGUGAACUUGAUCCAACAGAACAGGCAUCGGGGAAUAUCCUUCCAAGGGAUAGACAACUGAAAACUCCCACUUACGAUUAUGCCUUUGAGAAGUCAAUGAGCCACGCUGAAGCAAAACUCUUUUACCAACAUCACCAAAUUGCAUCUCGGAACGCUGAUGGUGACUUUCCCAACGAGAUACCUGCUAUGGCAAGCUCAGUAGGUGACACUGAUCCUAAAGACAUGGCAGGGUCACCUCCAGCGAUUGGACUUGGCGCUUCGCCGACCACUCUGCGAAAUUUGAGUCCCCAGACUGGAAAACGUAAUAUUGAUCUUGCUGCUUUCCAACAAACCCCUGAGUCCCACGAUGCGCAAGUUAUAGCCCCACAGGACGAUGGCAGUUUCUUGCCGUGUCCGGACAACAUGGGAAACGUCAGCGACUCUUUGGGAACCGUGCAGGGCAUGAUGAACAUCUCAGCUGAUAGCAGCGCAGUCACCUCUGAGUUAAAUGUUAUCUGUCGCAAGAUAAGGAGCUUGCUUGAUAGACGGGCAAAGUACAUGCAGUUAUCUUCGCAGGGACCUGAGGAUAAUCCAAAAGAUCAUCCGACAUGGGAAGUUUAUCCCCCUCCGCCGGAACCAGCCUGGGAUAAUGAGAGAGACAUCGGAAAGAGUGCCGAUAGCUCCCGCGUCGAUCAGAAAAAGCGAAAGAUGGGCCAGGAUAUUGGGGAGGACUUCGAUAUGGCCCAGUGUUUGCCACUGCCUCAAGAAUCCUCCUGGGUAUUUAGGCUGGAUGAGAAUAGUGUAUACCAAGUUUAUGAAAGCGAUGCAGCGGCUGUUUCCCGGCAACCUGUGGUUAAUAUCCCUUCCUUACGGGACUUUUAUAUGGACCUUGAUGCAGUCACAGACGUAUCGACAGACGGGCCCGCUAAAAGCUUCGCAUUCAAACGACUGUCCUACUUGGAAGGAAAGUUUCAGCUUUAUGCGCUGUUGAAUGAAUACCAGGAGAUCGCGGACUGCAAAAAGGUUCCUCAUAGGGAUUUCUACAAUGUUCGAAAAGUGGAUACACAUGUUCAUCACUCCGCGUGUAUGAAUCAGAAGCACCUCCUUCGUUUCAUCAAGAGCAAGAUGAAAAAAUCCCCGGAUGAAGUAGUAUUGUUCCGCGAUGGGAAACACCUGACUCUGAAGGAAGUUUUCGAGAGCAUCAAUCUCACCGCUUAUGAUCUGAGUAUCGAUACAUUGGACAUGCAUGCUCAUACAGAUUCGUUUCACCGGUUUGACAAAUUCAAUCUCAAGUAUAACCCUGUUGGUGAAUCUCGUCUGCGAGAGAUAUUUUUGAAGACAGACAACUUCAUCAAGGGACGCUAUCUAGCAGAGAUAACGAAGGAAGUCAUUUCCGACCUGGAAUCCAGCAAGUACCAAAUGGUGGAAUGGCGUAUCUCCAUAUAUGGAAGGUCAAUUCAAGAAUGGGACAAACUUGCAGCCUGGGUUGUUGACAAUAAACUGUUUUCUCCCAAUGUCCGCUGGCUGAUUCAGGUACCUCGACUGUAUGACGUUUAUAAGUCCAGCGGCAUGAUGGAAAACUUUGAGCAAGUUAUCACAAAUGUUUUCCAACCUUUGUUCGAAGUGACAAAGAAUCCCGAUAGCCACCCCAAGCUGCACAUUUUCCUGCAGCGUGUGGUUGGGUUUGACAGUGUUGACGACGAGAGCAAAGCGGAGCGGCGGCUGUACAGGAAGUAUCCAAUUCCAAGAGACUGGAACACAAAGCAAAAUCCACCAUAUAGCUAUUGGAUCUAUUUCAUGUUUUCCAAUAUCGCAUCUCUCAAUACCUGGCGCAAGCGACGCGGCUUCAAUACUUUUGUGUUGAGGCCACAUUGCGGUGAGGCUGGAGAUCCCGACCAUCUUGCCGUGGGUUACCUGUGCUGCCACAGCAUCAGUCAUGGGAUCCUUUUGAGAAAGGUUCCUCUCCUACAGUAUCUUUACUAUCUUGACCAGAUAGGCAUUGCUAUGUCACCUCUUAGCAACAAUGCCCUGUUUCUAACAUAUGACAAAAAUCCCUGUGCUAAUUUCUUCAAGAGAGGUCUUAAUGUUUCUUUAUCUACUGAUGACCCCUUGCAGUUUGCUUUCACCAAAGAGCCCUUAAUCGAGGAAUAUUCGGUUGCUGCACAAAUCUACAAGUUUAGCGCAGUAGAUAUGUGUGAGCUUGCCAAGCAUUCAGUCGAACAGAGUGGCUUUGAGCUAUCUUUGAAGAAGAGAUGGCUAGGCAAUGACUGCUGCCUGCCAGGAGUUCCAGGAAACAACGUUGCCAAAAGCAAUGUCCCUGACAUUCGUGAACAGUUUAGGCAUGAAACAUUGACUGGAGAAUUGACCCUAAUUGGACGUUAUGCGCAUACUAGUGACGAUGCAACAGUUCAAUCGAAAGCCCUCGCCGCAACCAACCAACCAGGGCCUUUAUCUUCUGAGCCGCCAAUUGGCGACGUGCGAAAUGAUUCAAAUCCAGGUAUACUCACAUAUCAUUCGGGGAUGGGGUGAUUUCCUUCUCAUGUUACCAUAGACUCGUCAAAGUGUGCCGUUGUAAAUCCAAGAUAUCAACAAGACAACGGCGGGGUUUACAGUUUAGGUUUUCAACCCGGGGGUCGACAGAUUGUACAGAAACCGUGCAUGGAAGGGCCCAAGUUGCAAGAUCCUGAAGGAAACGCUGUUACUACGCUUGGGGAGUUUGGCACGUCCUUUAGCAGUACUAGUACUGCUGGCGUAACUACGCAAAGUACGGACUGUGUACCGGAACAAAAGAUCUUCCCAGGUAUUGUGCAUGAAAGGGCCCAUCGGAAUAAUAUGCUAGUUGACGGGAUAGUCGGAGACGGAGAGGAAAGUUCUGGCGAUACCGAGAUUGCCGUUUAGCAUAGUUAUUUGAGUAGUGCGUCCGAAUGUGGGACCAUCGCUUUUGACCAACGAAAAUAAC